AUGCUCGUCGACCUCCCCAUCCCCCCCUGCCCGCGCUGCAACUCGCACGCCUGGUCCACCCAGUCCGACGGCAUCCACUGCGACAAUGGCCACCCCCUCCGUCCCUCUCUUCUCAUGUCGCGCGAGGCACCCAAGGCCGCCGACUUCACGUGGGAUGGCGUAAAGGGCUACGCGCAUGUCCUGCACGAGCCCUCCCUCCUCACUCUGCGCCAGCACGUUAAUGCCGUCAUGGUCCACCUGGCCCUCGAGCAUUCCUCUCUCAUCAGUAUGGAAGAAAAGCACGCCGUUCUCGAGGACAAGCAUGUCGAGCUGGCCACCCGCCACGAGGGACUUAUUGCGCUUUAUACCGAUCUUAGCGCUAAGCACCAGGCGCUGGCUGGUAAGGUUGGCGAGAUGGAGGGUAGGGUCGGGAUGCUGGAGGCUGUACAGGGCGGGCUGUUUGAUGUGUCGGUUAAUGUUACGCCCAAGCCGAAGUGA
Molecule: messenger RNA, 477 nt
Organism: Cutaneotrichosporon cavernicola
Lineage: Eukaryota; Fungi; Basidiomycota; Tremellomycetes; Trichosporonales; Trichosporonaceae
Exons: 2
Coding region: 1-477 (158 amino acids)
Source: RefSeq, a predicted model, not a curated record